Molecule: messenger RNA, 2273 nt
Organism: Dermatophagoides pteronyssinus (European house dust mite)
Lineage: Eukaryota; Metazoa; Arthropoda; Arachnida; Sarcoptiformes; Pyroglyphidae
Gene: Uba2
Product: Ubiquitin-like activating enzyme 2
Biological process (GO): protein sumoylation
Cellular component (GO): cytoplasm; SUMO activating enzyme complex
Molecular function (GO): SUMO activating enzyme activity
Source: RefSeq, a predicted model, not a curated record
UAUAUGAUAAUAGCUCGUUUUUUUUUCUUCUUGACAAUGCUUCCAAAUACAUCUUCUUUUCAUUGAAUUGAAGCCUGAACAAUUCUACAUUAUUCUCGUUGAACACGUUUUUGUUUUACCAUUAUCAUCGAUCCUAAUCAAAGUAAUUUUGGAACAAAAUGUCAACAACAACAACAUCAACAUCAUCAUUGUUGAAUAGUGAACAAAUUCUUAAAUUAACAUUCGGUAAUGAUGAACAUGAUCUUGUACGAAGAAUAAAAUCAUCAAAUAUUUUGUUGAUUGGUGCCGGUGGUAUCGGUUGUGAAGUAUUAAAAGGUCUUAUAUUAACCGGAUUUCCACGUAUAACUAUUAUUGAUUUAGAUACUAUUGAUGUUUCAAAUCUAAAUCGACAAUUUCUUUAUAAUAAAACACAUGUUGGUAAAUCAAAAGCUGUUGUUGCAGCUGAAAUUGCUAUUGAAAAAUUUUCACAUCAUAAUCCAUCGACGGGAUCAUCAUUAUCGAAAAUAAUACCGAUUCAUGAUUCAAUAUUAAAUCUUAAAUAUGACAAACAAUUUUAUCAACAAUUUACAUUUGUUAUUAAUGCAUUGGAUAAUAAUGCUACACGUGUGCAUGUUAAUCGUUUAUGUUUAGCAGCAAAUCGACCAUUAAUUGAAUCCGGUUCAGCCGGUUAUUUUGGUAAUGUAACACUGAUUAAAGGUGGUGUAACAAAAUGUUUUGAAUGUAUACCACCGAAACGUGAUGAAAAUACAUAUGCAUCAUGUACAAUUCGUAAUACACCAUCAUUACCGAUUCAUUGUAUUGUAUGGGCUAAACAUUUAUUUGCACAAUUAUUUGGACAAAGUGAUGAAGAUAUUAGUCCAGAUGCAACAGUUUUAACCAACGAUAAUAAUAAUGAUAAUGAAAGUAUUAAUAGUAAUAAUCAUAAUAAUCAACAAUCAACAUCAAAUAUUAAUCAAACAACAAGACAAUAUGUUGAAUCAAUUGAUUAUAAUCCAAAAUAUUUGUUUGAUAAAAUUUUUUAUCAUGAUAUUAAUUAUUUAAAAAAAAUUAAAAAUUUAUGGGAAAAUCGUAAAAAUCGUCAUGAACCACAAGUAUUAUCAUAUGAUCAGAUUAUUAAUGGUGAAAUUGGUUUUAAUGAUGAUCAACAAUUGAAUAAAGAAACUACUAAUGGUAAUGGUGGUCAAACAUCAUCAUCGAAAAUUAUUGCUGACCAACGUUUAUGGACAAUAAAUGAAUGUUUAGAUAUAUUCAUUGAAAGUCUUUCGAAAUUAAACGAUCGACUUAAACAAGAUGGUUGUCUUGAAUGGGAUAAAGAUGAUGAUAUUGCUGUUGAUUUUGUUACGGCUGUUUCAAAUUUUCGUUGUUAUUGUUUUUAUAUAGCAAGAAAAUCUAAAUUUGAAGUAAAAUCAUUAGCCGGUAAUAUAAUACCAGCUAUAUCGACAACAAAUGCAAUUGUUGGUGGUGGUUAUGUUUUACUUGAAUCAAUUCGUUUAUUACAAUCAUUAUUACCGAAAAGAAUUUUUCAAACCGAAGAAAAUGAUUGGAAACCCAGUGAUUUGGAAUUAGCUGAAGAAUCUAAUCGUAUAAUGGAAAAUGGUUUUUCUGUAUUUAUUUCGAAUAAAAAUCAAACAAAUUUAAGUAAAAUUGCUAUUGAAAAAUUAUUGCCACCAAUUUCCAAUUGUUUAGCAUGUUCUGGACAGGUGAAAGAAAUAAUUGUCGAAUUACCAUUCAAUAAAAUUACAUUAGCCGAUUUAAUUGAACAAUUAGUAAUGAAAAAAUUUAAAACCGUUGCACCAGAUAUUAAUUGUUAUGAUUUAAAAAAAAUGAUUUUUGCUGCCGAUGAUGAAGAUGAUUUAAAAGAACCGGAUUCAUUUUAUCAUACAAAAACAUUAGAAUCAUUGGAAUAUUUUUAUGAUAAUAUUUGUUUAAAUAUAAAAGAUUUGGAACAAGAUUUUGAAGUAAAUUUACGUUUAAAAAAUAUACAAUUUACAAUCGAUGAUGAAGAACAAUUAAAUGGUGAUUUAUUUCGAAUAUUAAUGGAUGAAAAUGAAUUGAAUAAAAUUCAUUAUGAACAACAACAACAACAAAAUAAAAAGAUUCGUUUAUCAGAUGAACAAAAUGGUCAAAAUGAUGAUAUUGAAACAAUUAUCGAUGAUAAUAAUGAUGAAAUGAAUCGAAUAUCAAAAUUAAAACGAAAAACAAUCGAAUCAUCAUCAUCAUCAUCAUCGAUAGAAGGACAACAAAAAAUGGCAGCUAUCGAUCUAAUCGAUGAU